ACCUGGUCACACGGAAUUGUGACCGUGAUUUUUGCAAUAAAGCAGAACAAUUGAAGCUAGAAAAGUAAGAUGUAUUAAUUUAAAAAUGUAAUUAACCAGUGCACUAUUUAGUUCUGAUCUGGAAAAAUGUGCGCACAUCUCUUUAGACAAAUUGGAGAUUAAGUGUAGACAGCAAGUGCAAGUGAAAUGUGAAGUGUUUUUUUUUGUUUGUCCAAGUCGAACAACUGUUUGUGUGCUUGUAUAUGUGUGAGUUGUGUGUGACGUCUGGUUGCACUUGUUAUGCACUAAUACCAAUUAAAAUAUGUAAAGAGUAAUAUAAAAAAAAAAAAAAAAAAAACAGCUGCAAUAUUGCAACGCAAAAGAAAAGAAGAGAUUUACCAUAAUCAUUGAAAUACCAAACUAAGCGACGCUUUAAUACACGCGUUUAAAAUACUACGUUUUAAUAAAAAUGGACAAAUUUCCAUUAAAAGGUAGCAGAGAGGCUGCAGCGGAAGGCAACAACUAUAUAACCGCAUAUCAAACAGUCAUGAAAAAGUCAAAUGGCCAUAGCAUAGGAGCAGGAGACGGCGAUCAUCCUUUGGCCCCACACUCAAAGCAAUCCUAUACGGCAGCGGCAACCACGUCACUCACCGCAAACACAGACGACGAGGAUAUGAUCGAUAUAACGCCACGUUCUAGUCCAGGCGAUCUUAUCGGCGGCUCCAGCGGCUAUCAUCGUGAGACUGUUACCGAAUCGGAUACGGAACGCGACUUUGCGCCAAAUCAGCGAGCAAUGCACCAUCAUCAUCAUCAUCAACAUCAACAUGUGCCAACUCACAGCGCUUUCGGUGACCCCAUGGAUGGAGCACUAUCGUUCUAUGGCUCCUCAGAGGUACAUGAUGAGAUACCAGGCAUUGGGCAGUACGAGGAUUUUCAUACCAUCGAUUGGCAGCGGGAUAUUGCUCGCGAUCGCAUGCGACAUCGUUACAUAGUCAAAAAGCGACAGGAUUCACUUUGGGAUUUGAUAAAAGGAGCUAUUGACGCAGGCUCUGGCUGGCUAUGCGUCCUGCUUGUGGGCAUUGCAGCAGGCUGUGUUGCGGGCAUGGUGGAUAUAGGCGCUAGCUGGAUGUCAGAUCUAAAGCACGGAAUAUGUCCGACUGCCUUUUGGUUUAAUCGCGAACAGUGUUGCUAUCCAGAUAAGCAGUCUGUCUUCGAGGAGGGAAACUGUUCCAUGUGGAAGACGUGGCCGGAGCUCUUUGGGCUUAAUCGCACAGGCACGGGUCCGAAUAUUGUAUCGUAUAUCUUAUAUAUUUUAUGGGCAUUGCUUUUUGCCUCACUAAGCGCGUCGCUGGUGCGCAUGUUUGCCCCUUAUGCCUGCGGAUCUGGCAUACCGGAGAUUAAGACCAUAUUGUCGGGCUUUAUCAUACGCGGCUAUCUAGGCAAAUGGACUCUGUUGAUCAAAUCGGUGGGUUUGAUGCUCUCCGUGUCUGCAGGUCUAACACUUGGCAAGGAAGGACCAAUGGUGCACAUUGCUAGCUGUAUUGGCAAUAUAUUUUCGCAUCUCUUUCCCAAAUAUGGGCGAAACGAGGCCAAAAAGCGUGAAAUUCUAUCAGCAGCAUCUGCCGCUGGCGUCUCUGUUGCUUUUGGAGCGCCUAUAGGCGGAGUUCUGUUCUCGCUGGAGGAAGUGUCCUAUUACUUUCCACUGAAGACUCUGUGGCGCUCAUUCUUCUGUGCGCUUAUUGCCGCUUUUGUUCUACGAUCACUGACGCCAUUUGGCAAUGAACAUUCCGUGCUGUUCUUUGUGGAAUAUAACAAACCUUGGAUAUUCUUUGAGCUGAUUCCGUUCGUCUUUCUGGGCAUCAUGGGUGGUGUCAUUGGCACGUUCUUUAUAAAGGCAAACUUGUGGUGGUGCCGUUACAGAAAGUUUAGUAAGUUGGGCCAAUAUCCUGUUAGUGAAGUGCUCUUUGUUACGUUGGUAACUGCCAUCAUUUGCUAUCCGAAUCCCUUCACACGCAUGAACAUGAACGAGCUCAUCUUUCUGUUGGUUAGCAAGUGCUCGUCCGGAGACUCAAAUCCUUUGUGUGAUUACAAGCGAAUGAAUAUCAGUACAGGAACUAGUUUUAUAGAGGUGACAGAGCCAGGUCCCGGCGUAUAUCGUUCCAUUUGGCUGCUGGUAUUGACAUUUGUUCUGAAGCUGGCACUGACCAUAUUUACGUUUGGUAUAAAAGUGCCUUCGGGUUUGUUUAUACCAUCGCUGCUGUUGGGCGCCAUUAUGGGUCGCAUUGUUGGCAUCGGUGUGGAGCAAUUUGCGUACAGUUAUCCCAACAUUUGGUUCUUCACCGGAGAGUGUGCGGAUAGCAAUCUAAUAACACCUGGAUUGUAUGCGGUUGUCGGAGCUGCCGCCGUACUUGGCGGAGUCACGCGUAUGACUGUCUCCUUGGUGGUCAUAAUGUUCGAGCUAACUGGCGGAGUGCGUUAUAUUGUGCCAUUAAUGGCGGCUGCCAUGGCUUCUAAGUGGGUUGGCGAUGCGCUGGGCAGACAAGGAAUAUACGAUGCGCAUAUUGCCUUAAAUGGUUAUCCGUUCCUUGACAGUAAAGAGGAAUUUGCGCAUACAACGCUGGCAGCGGAUGUCAUGCAGCCAAAGCGCAAUGAAACAUUAAAUGUCAUAACACAGGAUUCCAUGACGGUGGAAGAUGUUGAGAAUCUGCUUAAGGAGACCGAGCACAAUGGCUAUCCUGUCGUUGUGUCUAGAGAAAAUCAAUAUUUAGUUGGCUUUGUACUGCGCAGGGAUCUUAAUUUGGCUAUUGGUAACGCAAAGCGUCUUGUCGAGGGCAUCAAUAGUAAUUCUAUAGUAUUAUUUACGUCCACGACACCCACUCAAAAUCUGGGACCGCCACCACUUAAACUAAAGAAAAUUCUUGAUAUGGCGCCCAUCACGGUGACUGAUCAAACGCCCAUGGAAACUGUGGUCGACAUGUUCCGUAAACUGGGUCUGCGUCAAACGCUUGUCACACAUAAUGGUCGCUUGUUGGGUGUUAUAACGAAAAAGGAUGUACUACGGCAUGUUAAACAAAUGGAUAAUGAAGAUCCCAAUACUGUGCUCUUUAAUUAAGUUGAAUUUAUUAGCCAAUCAGGCAGAUGCCUAGUUAUUAUUAUUAUUACUAUUAUUAUUAUUAUUAUUAUGUGUACUAUUAUCGCAAAACCAACAAAACUUCAUAUGAAUAAGCGGAAAGUUGAGAGCACGAGUAAAGUGAUUAGGAAAUUUACGAACGGAAUCGGAUAGCGUGAUGGAUUUAGCAAAAUUGUGUGCAGUACUACUAUAUACAUAUAUACAUAUGUAUAGUAUAUAUUAAUUGGUAUAUAACUAUACACAUAAAUAUAUGUUUGUGUCGUUAAUGUUAAUUGUAUAAUUUAUUAAAAACUAGUGCAAAAUUUCGCAGCAUAUUCAUAAUUUCCACUCUGUAAUUAUCAUUUGUAAACGCAAUCAAAAUAAUACUGUCUACAUUUAUUUUAAUAAUAUGUAAUCAUCCUAUUUUUAUACCUUUGUACAUCACGCGCAUGUUUGAUUGAAUGUUUGAAAAUAUUUUUUUAUUUAAAGCAAUUUUUACGCUGGCAGCACAGGCAAUAGUAUGAAAGAAAUGAUUUUAUUUAAUAGAAAGUUAACAAGAAUGGAUUAUAUGUUUUGCAUUUCGUUCAUACCUUAUAUAUAUAAAUAUAUAUAUAUAUACCAAUAUUGUAUUUUGUUAGACCUCUGUGAAAUUUUAAUCUAAACUCGUGUAAAUAGCAUUGAAAGAUGAUGAAACCAUUAAUAAACUUAAGCGAAGCUAUAUAAAAGUCUAUAUUAUAUGAAACAUAUGCUAUAUACUACUUUUAUGUACUUCAGAUAUAUAUAUACAUUACUUCUAUGUGGGUAACGUCAUUAGUAGUAAAAAGCAAUACUUUAAUAUUUGAAAGUUUAUGUAAACAAACUUUGCACCAAAAUUCAUUUUUAUUUUGCCUAGGUAUGGAGGCAUUCAUCAUUUCAUAGUUAUUUAUCACAUAUUUUAUAUUCAGUUAUGUUGAAAAAUUAACAAAGUCACAGAAAAUUUUAAUUUAGAAAGAUGUUCACAGUUUUGCGAUUUGCCAAAGCAUGUCCCAAAAUUGGGUUUCAAACUUGUCAUCAAGGCGAGAGUCAUUCUCAUGGACAUCGGCUCCCAUUGAAAACAGAUAAAUUAUUACAUAAUGGGUCGACAUUUUUUAAGAAGACGGGAGACUACGACAAAACUAUUGAUAUAACAAUGGUAACGUCCAAAAGUAAAAGAAAAAGGACGAUAUGCCCGACUCCGUCUGUCGACGACAAUGAUGCGGAAGCCUCUCCCAGAUGCGUUAAGCAACCAUGCUCGAGAGAUAAAAGUACUUUUGAAAUGUUUAUAAUGAAGCACGCAGGCGAAUCAAACAAUAGAUUGUCCAAUACUGUUAGUACCAAGCAGGCGGCACCAUAUCAAGAGGAGUGUGCCUCCAAGUAUGAGGAGACCAUCCCUAGUGAAAAGGAGAAAGACUCUAAUGUGAAUGAGAAUUCCUCCGAUGAGGAGAAUGCCGGUUUAUUUAUUGGCUCUAGUGAAACAACAGUUAGUUCCAAUAAGAAAGCGGCAGACUCUAAUGAAGUUCCCCGUAAAAAUCGGGCUGUUUCCAGACAAAUAGCGACUGUUAGCAGAAACGAAGAGACUAACUCUCUUGAUUACCCAAACGUAUCGACUGAAAAACCAUUUACUCGCCGAAAGCAAAUUGCCUCUUAUAAACAAUAUGCAUUGGCAGAUAAAGAAAUUAGUAGUGGCAGUGAAGAGCCCUCUGCCGUCAGACAAAAUUUUAGUUCAUCUAAUGAAAGCUCCGCUGGAUUAGAAGAUACUGCAGUCAGUGAGAGCUCAGGUAGUGAGGGUUGGACUCGCUUAUGUGCAAGUUUGACAUCUUUCAAUAAUCCAAAUUUUUCGACACAUCAUAUGAGCGCAGGCGGCAUAAAUACGCCUGCCGCAAAUAGAAGAGAGACUAUUUCAUCUUCUCAAAAUCCGACGUCCAAUAGAAAGCAAAGUACAGCUAAUAAGCCUUCAGCUUCCAGCCAGAAAGAUCAGUGUUCUUCCUGUGAAAAUCUUUCAUAUUUGUGUGACGAACCGAUAGCCUAUAAAAAAGUGACUGGCUACACAAUCGGCUCGCCCAUUGUUGAGCCCAGAGACUCUUAUGACAGAAGGCCUGAUGUAAAGCAGACCGCCUCCAGUACGGAAGAAUACGGUAGAGCACAACCAAUCUACAGUCAACCAAGUGAAGAACCGACGACCCAUAAUAAAAACGAGAUUGUCUUCAGUACAUCUACGUCCUGUGAAAAUCCCAUCUAUAAGACAGAGCUAUCAGGUCAAACAGACAGUAACGUCGACAUGAGUGAAAACCAGGUCGAAGCCAUGUCGAGCAACUCGAAUGAUAUCAAGUCUACUGCUAUGCAGAAACCAUUAGGAUUCAGCAGAAAACUGAUUGUCUUGUGUGAAAAAGUAUCUGGUUUCUGUGGAAAGCUAAUAAUUUCAAGCAAGAAACCGAGUGGCAAGGCUUAACAAUGAAACACAAAUAUUAAUAAAUACAAUAAGUUAUUAACUUAA
Molecule: messenger RNA, 5600 nt
Organism: Drosophila mojavensis
Lineage: Eukaryota; Metazoa; Arthropoda; Insecta; Diptera; Drosophilidae
Gene: ClC-c
Product: H(+)/Cl(-) exchange transporter 5
Exons: 10
Coding region: 449-3091 (880 amino acids)
Biological process (GO): chloride transport; transmembrane transport
Cellular component (GO): membrane; synaptic vesicle; Golgi apparatus
Molecular function (GO): voltage-gated chloride channel activity
Source: RefSeq, a predicted model, not a curated record